GGUGAUGCUGCAGCCAAGAUGGCGCCAGCGGCGGCCGCGGCUACCUGAGCGGAAUGCUCCCUGUCCUUGGCGGCCGCGGUGGCGGAUGUGGCCUCGGCAGGGGCUUCAGGUCUGUCCCAGGCGUGAGUGCUCACGCGCCUCUCCUCCGGCCGGGUUAAACCAGACAAAGAGGAGACGGCCACGAAGAGAGGAGGCAGUGAGGAACGGAGAAAGAGCGCGGCGCCCCCCGCUUCGGCACCAUGGCUGGGCUCAUCAAGAAACAGAUCCUGAAGCACCUCUCCAGAUUUACCAAAAAUUUAUCUCCUGACAAGAUAAAUCUAAGUACCCUUAAAGGAGAAGGUGAACUGAAGAAUUUGGAGUUGGAUGAAGAGGUGCUCCAGAAUAUGUUGGAUUUGCCAACAUGGCUUGCUAUCAACAAAGUUUUUUGUAAUAAAGCAUCUAUUAGGAUACCAUGGACAAAACUGAAAACACAUCCCAUCUGUUUGUCCUUGGAUAAAGUAAUAAUGGAAAUGAGUACAUGUGAAGAACCACGAACCCCAAAUGGCCCAUCACCAAUUGCAACUGCUUCAGGACAAAGUGAAUACGGCUUUGCUGAAAAAGUAGUUGAGGGAAUUACUGUUUCUGUAAAUUCCAUUGUCAUCCGCAUUGGAGCAAAAGCCUUCAAUGCAUCCUUUGAACUUUCCCAGCUACGGAUCUAUAGUGUAAAUGCAAACUGGGAACAUGGAGAUUUAAGAUUUGCCCGUAUUCAGGAUCCACAGAGAGGAGAGGUUUUGACCUUUAAGGAAAUAAAUUGGCAGAUGAUUCGAAUAGAGGCAGAUGCUACCCAAAGCUCACAUCUUGAAAUUAUGUGUGCUCCUGUUCGAUUAAUAACCAACCAAUCAAAAAUCAGAGUCACACUUAAAAGAAGAUUAAAGGAUUGCAAUGUCAUUGCAACAAAGUUAGUUCUAAUGCUGGAUGACUUAUUAUGGGUUUUAACGGAUUCCCAGUUGAAGGCUAUGGUACAAUAUGCAAAAUCUCUUAGUGAAGCAAUAGAAAAAUCAACAGACCAAAGGAAGAGUAUGGCUCCUGAACCUACACAGAGCUCUACAGUAGCCCCAUCUACCCAGCAAGUGAAGACACCACAGACUUCAAAUGCUCCUGAUAUAAAUGAUGCAAUUGUGAAACUAUUCAGUGACUUUGAUGUUAAAGAAACCUCCCAUCAUUUAGUGAUUUCUCAUCUAGAUCUACACAUAUGUGAUGAUAUUCAUGCUAAAGAAAAAGAGUCAAACAGACGUAUUACUGGAGGGGCUAUGCAACUGUCUUUUACACAGCUAACUAUAGAUUAUUAUCCUUAUCACAAAGCAGGAGAUAGUUGUAAUCAUUGGAUGUAUUUUAGUGAUGCAACGAAAAUAAAAAAUGUUUGGGCCAACGAGUUGUUACAUGAAUUUGAGUGCAACGUUGAAAUGCUUAAACAGGCUGUAAAGGAUCAUGAUGUAGGUUCACCUCCUAAAUCCCCAACACAUGCCUCUCCCCAGCACACACAAACAGAGAAAGACUCAACUCUGAAAGGGACUUCCAAAGCGCCUACAGUGUUACCUCAACAAUCCAAAGUUAAGUUAAUGUCUAGUUCUGUUGUGGUUAGACUUGCAGAUUUCAAUAUAUACCAGGUCUCUACAGCAGAACAAUGUCGUUCUUCCCCCAAAAGUAUGAUUUCUUGCAAUAAAAAAUCCCUGUAUCUUCCACAAGAAAUGUCAGCUGUCUAUAUAGAAUUCACAGAAUAUUACUAUCCAGAUGGAAAGGAUUUUCCAAUUCCAUCUCCCAACCUUUAUAGCCAGCUGAAUGCACUACAGUUUACUGUGGAUGAAAGAAGUAUUCUAUGGUUAAAUCAGUUUCUGUUGGAUUUGAAACAGAGUCUUAAUCAGUUUAUGGCUGUGUACAAGUUGAAUGACAAUUCAAAAUCUGAUGAGCAUGUUGAUAUUCGAGUUGAUGGCUUAAUGCUAAAGUUUGUCAUUCCUUCUGAAAUGAAAUCUGCAUGUCAUCAAGAUCAACCACAUGCAAUUUCUAUUCAGAGUUCAGAAAUGAUUGCUACAAAUACAAGAUACUGUUCAAACUGUCGACAUUCUGAUUUAGAAGCUUUGUUUCAAGACUUCAAAGAUUGUGAUUUUUUCAGUAAAACAUAUACCAGUUUCCCCAAAUCUGGUGACAAUUUUAAUCUUCUGCAUCCAAUCUUCCAGAGACAUGCUCAUGAACAAGAUACCAAACUGCAUGAAGUUUAUAAAGGAAAUGUUACUCCUAAGUUGAAUAAAUACACUCUUAAAACUUCUGCUGCCACGGAUGUUUGGGCUGUGUACUUUUCUCAAUUUUGGAUAGAUUAUGAAGGGAUGAAAAGUGGAAAAGGACGACCAAUAAAUUUUGUAGAUUCUUUCCCUCUUUCCAUCUGGAUUUGUCAACCAAAAAGGUAUGCAUUGUCACAAAAAUUGCUGCAGACUUGUAAUCAGAUAUCUCUAAAUACAUCACAAAGUGAGUCUAGUGAUCUGACUGGCCGAUGGAAGCGGAAAAAGCUCUUGAAGGAGUAUUAUAGUACAGAGUCUGAUCCCUUGACAAAUGGUAGUCAGAAACCUUCAGAUACAUUUUUAAGAUUUUCCUCUUCAUCAUCAGAUGCAGAUAUUCAUGUCCUGGUUCACAUUCAUAAACAUGUCAGUAUGCAGAUCAAUCACUACCAGUAUCUGCUCCUGCUUUUCCUCCAUGAGUCACUUAUUUUGCUUUCAGAGAAUUUAAGGAAAGAUGUAGAAGCUGUGACUGGCAAUCCAGCUAGUCAGACAUCCAUUUGCAUUGGAAUUUUACUUAAAAGUGCGGAAGUGGCUCUUUUGCUUCAUCCGGUAGAUAAAGCAAAUAGUCUUAAGUCUCCUGUUUCUGAAAGUGUGAGUCCAGUGGUUCCUGAUUAUUUGCCUACAGAAAGUGGAGAAUUUUUGUCUUCAAAAAGAAAACAAGUUAAUAGUGGUAUAAAACAAAUUAGAAGUGUAACUGUUAAUCAUAUGUCAGACAACAGAUCUAUGAGUAUUGACCUUAGCCAUGUCCCUUUGAAGGAUUCUUUGCUUUUUAAAUCAGCUAGUGAUACAAAUCUGCAGAAAGGUAUUUCUUUUCUGGAUUAUUUAUCAGAUAAAAAUUUAGGGAAAAUAAGCGAAGAUGAAAGUAGUGGAAUUGUUUGCAAAAGUGGCUCAGGAGAAAUUGGAUCAGAAACAAGUGGCAAAAAGGAUUCGUCUUAUACAGAUUCAAAUAGUGUCUUAAACUACAGAGAAGACUCAAGUAUCCUGUCAUUUGAUAAUGGUGGUAAUCAGAACAUACUUUCAAAUAGUUUAACUAGUAAAGGAAAUGAAACCAUAGAGUCAAUCUUUAAAGCUGAAGAUUUGCUUCCAGAAACAGUUUCACUCUCUGAGAACAUGGAAAUCAGUAAAGAAGAAGCACCCACAGUCAGAACACCUACAUCACAGUCAUCUUUAAGUAGAAAGCCUAAGGAACGUUGCCCACCCAACAUGGCUCCGCUCUCUGUUUCUUACAAGAACAUGAGAAGAAGCCCCUCACAAACCUCACUGGAUACCAUUUCACUUGACAGCAUGAUAUUGGAAGAACAUUUGUUAGAAAGUGAUGGAAGUGAUAGUCAUAUAUUUUUGGAAAAAGGUAUUAAAAAGAACUCAACUACAAAUUACCAGAGCCCAGCAGAUCGGGCAAAUGCCAGUGCAAACCUACAGAAUUAUGGUGAAACCUCUCCAGAUGCCAUCAGUACAAAUUCAGAGGGUGCUCAAGAAAAUCAUGACGACCUGAUGUCAGUUGUGGUGUUUAAAAUUAUUGGUGUUAAUGGAGAAAUUGACAUCCGAGGGGAAGAUAUGGAAAUCUGUCUUCAAGUAGACCAAGUGACACCAGAUCAGUUAGGCAAUAUCAGUCUACGGCAUUACCUUUGUAAUCGUCCAGUAGGUUCAGAUCAUAAAGCUGUAAUUCAUUCUAAAUCCUCUCCUGAGAUUACUCUGAGAUUUGAAAGUGGGCCUGGAGCUGUAAUACACUCUUUGCUUGCAGAAAAGAAUGGCUUUCUGCAGUGCCAUAUAGAAAACUUUAGCACUGAGUUUCUUAUAUCUUCUCUUAUGAAUAUUCAACAUUUUUUGGAAGAUGAAACUGUUGCAACAGUGAUGCCAAUGAAGAUACAAGUUUCUAACACAAAAAUAAAUUUAAAAGAUGACAGUCCUCGUAGUAAUACAGUAUCCUUUGAACCAGCUCCUGUAACUGUUCAUAUUGAUCAUCUUGUGGUAGAGAGAAAUGAUGAUGGCUCUUUUCAUAUCAGAGAUUCUCAGAUGCUUAACACUAGAAAUGAUUUGAAAGAAGAUGUCAAAAGUGAUUCAGUGCUGCUUACCAGUGGAAAGUGUGAUCUGAAAAAACAACACAGUGUCACUCAAGCCACUCAGACGAGCCCAGAGGUUCCUUGGCCUUCUCAGUCAGUCAACUUUCCUGAGUGCUCCUUUGACUUUACUAGGGAACAGCUCAUGGAAGAGAAUGAAUCUCUUAAACAGGAAUUGGCUAAAGCUAAAACAGCUCUUGCAGAGGCUCAUUUGGAAAAAGAUGCUCUUCUCCAUCAUAUAAAGAAGAUGACAGUUGAAUAGCAGGAGUGGCAGUCAGAAACUCAAAUUAUAGCUCUGGAGUAUGGUGGUUAUAUUUAUAAUGUGAUGUUUCCAAUUAGUGGAAGACUUUCCUUUUCAUGAAAAGACAAUAAAAUGAAAUAGAAUGUGAUGAAGUGGUGACUAUUCCAAAGCCAGUUUAGAAAAUAUUAGGUACGGGCAUUACAACCUUUUGGUUGUUUUGUGUUUUGGGGUUUAAACCCUCUUUUAAACUGGUGUGAUAUAGGGAAGUCAAUGCAUACUGUAAAAUAAUUACCUGCCUAAUGAAUAGAAGAUGUCAUUUCCUAAUUUUGAUAUUACAUUAUAGGCAUUUUUUUAAAGAAAAAUUAAAAUCUAUGUGUUCCCACUAUUUAUCACUAUUUGUUAAUAAUUUACUAUUAUUUACAAAGAUUCAGAUGCUUUUAGGGCUAAUGUAAAAUAAAAGGAGGCUUACGUUUUAAAUGUUAUUAAAAUUAUGUACUUAAAUCUAUAUUUAAUUACUGUAAAAAAACGUCCAAUCAAAUUAAUAAAUAUCUAAUGGCUCGGUUUGAAAAUUCUAGAAAAUCAUUGCCCUACUGCACUUA
Lipotes vexillifer (Yangtze River dolphin) is the source of this 5206-nucleotide messenger RNA. RefSeq names its product bridge-like lipid transfer protein family member 3B (gene BLTP3B). Bases 240 to 4628 code for a protein of 1462 amino acids. NCBI's taxonomy places the organism in Eukaryota, Metazoa, Chordata, Mammalia, Artiodactyla, Lipotidae. The transcript is spliced from 21 exons. The record is from RefSeq and is a predicted model, not a curated record.